Molecule: messenger RNA, 1335 nt
Organism: Echinops telfairi (small Madagascar hedgehog)
Lineage: Eukaryota; Metazoa; Chordata; Mammalia; Afrosoricida; Tenrecidae
Gene: MDH1
Product: malate dehydrogenase 1
Exons: 9
Coding region: 86-1111 (341 amino acids)
Biological process (GO): tricarboxylic acid cycle; oxaloacetate metabolic process; malate metabolic process
Cellular component (GO): mitochondrion; cytosol
Molecular function (GO): L-malate dehydrogenase (NAD+) activity
Source: RefSeq, a predicted model, not a curated record
CUUCCUUAACUCCGCUCACGCUCCUCCAGUCGCUUCGGUGGUAGAGGUGACCUGGCUCUCUGAGGCUGGUUGUGCAGGUGGAAAAAUGCCCUCGCCGUCCCCAAUCAUGUCUGAACCAAUCAGAGUGCUGGUGACUGGAGCAGCGGGUCAGAUUGCAUACUCCCUGCUGUACAGCAUUGGAAAUGGCGCUAUUUUUGGUAAAGACCAGCCCCUGAUCCUCGUGCUGCUGGACAUCCCCCCCAUGAUGGGGGUCCUGGAGGGCGUCCUGAUGGAACUGCAAGACUGUGCGCUUCCCCUCCUGAAAGAUAUCAUUGCCACUGAUAAGGAAGAGGUUGCCUUCAAAGACCUGGAUGUGGCCGUUCUCGUGGGCUCCAUGCCAAGAAGGGAGGGCAUGGAGAGGAAAGACUUGCUGAAAGCAAAUGUGAAAAUCUUCAAAUCCCAGGGGACAGCCUUGGAUAAAUAUGCCAAGAAGUCAGUUAAGGUUAUCGUUGUGGGAAACCCAGCCAAUACCAACUGCCUGACUGCCAUGAAGUCGGCCCCAUCCAUCCCCAAGGAGAACUUCAGUUGCUUGACUCGUCUGGAUCAUAACAGAGCUAUGGCUCAAGUUGCUCUUAAACUUGGCGUGACUGCUCGAGACGUAAAGAAUGUCAUCAUCUGGGGGAACCACUCCUCGACUCAGUAUCCAGAUGUCACCCAUGCCAAGGUGAAGUUACAGGGAAAGGAAGUUGGUGUUUAUGAAGCUCUGAAAAAUGACAGCUGGCUCAAGGGAGACUUUGUCUCGACCGUGCAGCAGCGUGGCGCCGCUGUCAUCAAGGCUCGGAAGCUGUCCAGUGCAAUGUCAGCUGCGAAAGCCAUUGGCGACCACAUCAGGGACAUCUGGUUUGGAACCCCAGAGGGCGAGUUUGUGUCCAUGGGAAUCAUCUCUGAUGGAAACUCCUAUGGUGUCCCUGACGAUCUGCUCUACUCAUUCCCUGUCGUCAUCAAGAAUAAGACCUGGAAGAUUGUUGAGGGUCUCCCUAUCAAUGAUUUCUCACGUGAGAAGAUGGAUCUUACUGCAAAGGAACUGACAGAAGAAAAAGAAAGUGCUUUUGAAUUUCUUGCCACUGCCUGACUAGACAAUCAUCAUCAUGUUACUAAAUGCCCCAGAGCUGAGGAAUCUAAAUGUCGUCUUUGACUCUAGUACCAAAUAAUAAUAAAGCUAUACUUAAAUUACUUGUUGGGAGAAAAAAAAAGUCACAUUUUAGGGAUCACGUGCUUCUUGGUACAGAUUUGUGAUAGUUUAUCAUCAUGGUAUCAGUGUUGCAUUCUAAAUAAAAAUAUAUAUUCAAAUGAAAA